Molecule: messenger RNA, 1347 nt
Organism: Aspergillus oryzae RIB40
Lineage: Eukaryota; Fungi; Ascomycota; Eurotiomycetes; Eurotiales; Aspergillaceae
Exons: 4
Coding region: 1-1347 (448 amino acids)
Biological process (GO): tricarboxylic acid cycle
Cellular component (GO): oxoglutarate dehydrogenase complex
Molecular function (GO): dihydrolipoyllysine-residue succinyltransferase activity
Source: RefSeq, a predicted model, not a curated record
AUGUCAAGGCGUUCAAUGCAUUAUCUCCGGGGCUGCUACCCUCGCGCCCUUCGAACCACAUCAGCUCAACACGCGUCCAGCAUAUUACCUAGCAGGUGCAGGCUCCCAUCAACGGUUAGGCCAAUUGUGUUCACUCAGAAAAAGAACUGGCAAUCAUUGCAGCUACGCCAAUUCAGCGCAUCUGCCCUCCAUGCGGCCGAAACCAAGAUCAUUUGCGUCCCAUCCAUGGCCGAAUCCAUCUCCGAGGGCGUCCUGUCGACCUUCAACAGACAGGUCGGCGACUACGUUGAACAAGAUGAAGAGGUCGCCUCUAUCGAAACGGACAAGAUAGAUGUCGCCGUAAAUGCACCACAGAGUGGAAUGAUCACAAAGUUAAUUGUCAACGAGGGCGACACCGUUACAGUGGGACAAGCUGUUAUUGAGAUUAGCCUCGAAGAGCGCGAUACAACUUCACAGUCACCACUACCACCGCAAGCCGAACAAACUUCUAAAACUCCUCAGGAAGCCACUCAGAAGCAACAAAUACCUACUAGGGAAAUAACACCCUCCCAAGAGCCAAAAAAAGGAACAACUCCUACUCCUACCCCAAAGACUACUCCACAGCCCGUACCAAACAGCCAAGGUCCGGUAUCAGCCUUUCAAGGGAGUCGAUCAGAGACGAAGGUCAAAAUGUCUCGUAUGCGUCUGCGCACGGCAGAGCGUCUAAAAGAAUCGCAGAACACAGCCGCAUUCUUGACGACGUUCAACGAAGCGGACAUGAGCAAGAUUAUGGCGUUACGCUCUCAAAACAAGGAUGACGUGCUUCAGAAACACGGCGUCAAGCUAGGCUUCAUGGGCCCGGUGGCGCGGGCCUCCGCGCUGGCUCUUCGGGAGAUUCCGGCUAUCAAUGCGUCCAUUGAGAAUGAUGAUACGAUUGUCUUCCAUGACUAUAUCGACCUUAGCGUUGCCGUCGCGACUCCCAAAGGCUUGGUGACACCAGUGCUGCGUAAUAUGGAAAGACAGGGCAUCGUGGAAAUCGAGCAGGGUAUCGCCGAGCUGGGGAAGAAGGCUCGCGAUGGCAAGUUGACUAUGGAUGACCUGGUCGGUGGGUCCUUUACGAUCAGUAAUAGCGGAAUCUGGGGUUCGUUGUUUGGCACUCCCAUUAUCAAUAUCCCGCAGACGGCCGUGCUUGGGAUUUACGGAAUUCAACAGAGACCGGUAGCUAUCGAUGGACAGGUCGAGAUUCGUCCAAUGAUGUAUACUGCAUUGACCUACGAUCAUCGGCUAGUCGACGGCCGUGAAGCAGUUACGUUCUUGACACUGGUAAAGAAGUAUCUUGAGGACCCAGCCAGUAUGCUUAUCGCGUGA